This is a messenger RNA of Zasmidium cellare ATCC 36951, 735 nucleotides long. RefSeq lists its product as uncharacterized. NCBI's taxonomy places the organism in Eukaryota, Fungi, Ascomycota, Dothideomycetes, Mycosphaerellales, Mycosphaerellaceae. Bases 1 to 735 code for a protein of 244 amino acids. The transcript has a single exon. The record is from RefSeq and is a predicted model, not a curated record.
AUGAAAGCAGCACUCCAGAUUCUCGGACACAAGAAUGUCCACCACGGCUAUGAGCUCUACGUCCAUCCUGAACAGUGCGACUCCUGGAGACGAGCGUGGGAUGCCAAAGCCAAGCCAAAUUCCUCGGCUCCAUUCACAGCCAGAGACUGGGACGAGCUGCUAGGGCCAUACAGCGCCGUCACCGAUAUGCCAGCUGCCUGCUUUGGCCCCGAGCUGAUUGCUGCAUAUCCAGAAGCCAAAGUCAUCCUCUCCGUGCGAGAUGUGGAUGCAUGGUACGAGUCCUUUAACACGGGCGUCAUCGAAACCUUCUGGGACAAUCAACACAUUACAGGCGCAAUGACAUGGCUGGACCCAGAGCUGAUCCGCCCGGUGCAUCAAAUGUGGCAUCGACUGUUCGGCGAUGCUGAUGGCUACUUCGCGGCUACAAACAGGGAGGAAAUGCAGAGAAACUCGAAGGCUGUGUACGAACGACACAACUCUGAGAUUUUGAAAGUCUGUCCGUCAGAGAAGAGGUUGAGAUUCGAGGUGAAGGAUGGAUGGGAGCCCCUGUGUGGCUUUCUGGGGGUGCCGGUGCCGGAUCAGCCGUUUCCCAGAGUGAACGAAGGAGAGGCCGUCAAGGAAGUGGUCGCGACAUACAUGCGGCGAAGUAUGACGAAAGUCGGUCGAAACCUCGCUAUUGGGGUGGUAGUACUUGGGCUUUCAAUCCAGGGGCUAAGGAUGGUAAUGGCAGGAUGA